AAGCAUCACUAGAUAUGGUUACAAAAAUAGAUACAUUAAUGGAAGAUUUAACAGAAAUAUUGAGAAAAUGGGAAAAAUUAAAUAACACUGAUAAGUUCAAAGUUAAUGAUGAUAAGAAUGAAGCUGCAGAUAGUAGAGCAAAUAAAUUUGAAAAAGUAAGUGUUAGAUUAAAAGAUGCAUUUCUAGAACAUCCAAAUAUAAUGCGAAUAUUGAAAGACAUAUCAAAUAUUAAGUAUAAUAUGAGGAGUUUUGUAAGGUUGAAUGGG
Messenger RNA from Racocetra persica, 266 nucleotides. The record is from the annotation of a GenBank genome assembly. Lineage: Eukaryota; Fungi; Glomeromycota; Glomeromycetes; Diversisporales; Gigasporaceae.